AUGAAUGUGAGUGAGGAUAACGCUAUUACGAGAAAAAUUAAUUUUCUUCGUGGCCUGGACAGUAGAGGAGGUACUAGUAGUGGUAUUAACAAUAACGUGAGGGGUAGAGGGGGCAAUGUUGAGGACUAUAAUGCAGUGCUCGACAAUUUUGAGGAGUGUGUGAGGGUGAGGAACGGGUACCGAAUUAGCUCCAUACUGAAGCUAACCCAAUUGCCUGUACCUGUUCAUGUAAUAGAUGAAAUGAAUGAAGUGGAUUUAAGAAAGAAAAUAAAGAAAAGGAAUUUUUUAAAAAAUUAUGAACAGUUAAUAAUAGACCAUUUUAAUAUUAUAAAAAUAUUAUGUAAUAAAAGUUAUAUCAAUUGGGAUGCAUUACUAAGUACAAGUUGCAAAUUUUUAUUUACGUUUAUACAGAUAUAUUGUGAUAGUUUAUGGUUACUUCCAUACUUGUUAUCGGUAUGUUCUUUUUUGAACAAUAUAAGUACCCUUGCGGAUUCGUAUAAUAAUACAAAUAAUAAAAAUGAUAUAUUUAAUGAUGAGAAUAAUGAGGAGUUUAAUGAAGACAUAAAUGAUAAGAAUAAAUACACAAUAGAAGUACUGAAUUCUAUACGUGGAAAAAUAGGAAUAGUGAAAGGAGAUGCAGAAAGGCAUGGUGCAUUUGUAAUAUUAAUGCUUCAAUCAAUUAAAUUAUGUAUGAAAUUAAAUAAUAUGCAAAUAACAUCUAGCUUUUUAAAAAUUAUUAACACAACUGAUAUUAAUUAUAUGUAUAUACCUAAAUUUUUUAUUGUCUUAUUUAAAAAUCAAUUAGGGAAAUUAUAUUUACAAAAAUUAGAAUAUGAGAUGGCAGAAAAGGAGUUCAUAUGGGCUUUUUCUAAUUCUAAAAAAAGUAGAAUAGAAUUUAGAAAAAAAAUACUAGAAUCUGUUGUUUCAAUUCGUUUAAAUAAAGGUAUAUAUCCUCCAAAAAUGUUAUUACAAAAAUAUAAUUUACAUAUAUAUAUAGAUAUAAUAUAUUCAAUUAAACGAGGGAAUAUAUUUUUAUAUAAUAAUGUCAUACAGAAUUUUUCCAAAUAUUUUUUUCAAAAUGGAUUAAAUGAAUGUAUUGAUCAAAUUCAUUUCAUUGUUAAAAGAAAUUUGCUUAAAAUUAUUGUGGACUGGUGGAAUAAUAUUAUUAAAGAUAAUCCAAAUAAAAUUUACAAAGUACCUAUAUCCUUAUUUCAUCAUAUUUUUAUUUGGGCUGGUAUUACUCAACAUCAUUACUACUUAGAGACCAUAUGUAUAAUUACAUCACUCAUUCUUUUCAGGUACAUCAACGCGUAUAUUUCCUAUGAUAACAAUAUACUCGUCCUUAGCAAAAAUGAUCCCUUCCCCUCCCUCUCACAGCCCCGCAUCAGCAGAUGA
Plasmodium malariae is the source of this 1395-nucleotide messenger RNA. RefSeq names its product conserved Plasmodium protein, unknown function. Gene Ontology annotation, cellular component: transcription export complex 2. Lineage: Eukaryota; Apicomplexa; Aconoidasida; Haemosporida; Plasmodiidae. The record is from RefSeq and is a predicted model, not a curated record. Gene Ontology annotation, molecular function: RNA binding; double-stranded DNA binding. The transcript has a single exon. Gene Ontology annotation, biological process: post-transcriptional tethering of RNA polymerase II gene DNA at nuclear periphery; poly(A)+ mRNA export from nucleus; transcription elongation by RNA polymerase II. The coding region runs from base 1 to 1395 and encodes 464 amino acids.